AAUCCGUAUAUGUUGUACAACCAGUACCUACAUUGUACGAACGAACCAAAGGGAGAGUAGCGCGCGCGACACGCGCACUACAUUUCAUCCGCGGAUUUAUCUUUAUCUCAAAUGUGUUUCGCGGCCCGCAGAUUCCCAUGGUGGAAUGUGGAUGCUGUGCGCGGUGGUUUGUUUCGUGCGGGGUUUUAAUUUUUAUUGUGUGACUCGUGUGAUCGUUUCAGUGCUGCCAGGAGGGGACCUAACCAAACCUGGAGACCAACCGUCGCCUUGAUCCGGAAGUGCGGUCGGUAUAUUCAAAUGCUGCACUGAACUGCUGGAGAGGCGUUGUCUUUACGGAUGUACGAAGACGAAAUAGACAGUAGCGGCAGGCGAUGGCUCGGGUAGAAAAACCGCCCCCACCUUCCCCGGCGCUCACCCCUUCAUGGCAGCUACCAGCGACAGCGGGCUAGUGGAGACAGAUCCAAGUCGAGUUGGCAACAUGACAGCUAUCAACUCGGGUCCGGUCGGGGAGGUGGGUGGCGUGAGACUGCCGUUGCAAUCCCUGCACGGGUAUGGCUCCGUGUUCAUGUACUCGGCCUCCAUGAGCAACGGGGAAGCCGGUGGGGGCGCCGGAGGAGGCGGGAGUACCGGCGAGGUCACCCUGAGGCUUCGCGAACCUGAGGACAUUCCUGAAGAAGUCUUGGCCCGUCUCGAGGACACCGCUACUCUAUCCAUCUCGCUUCAGGGUGACACUGUCCUCAGAUUGGGUGGCGCCGGUACAGGAAACGGAAGCUUGGAGCUGUUUGACAGCGAGAGCGGACCGGAUCUUACCCUGUCGCCUCAGACCUUCACCUCGACGGCGGAGGCAUUUAUCAACGACAACAGCGACAGCCUAGGUGUUCCGGGAGACAACGAUGCUGGCAGUGGCGAGGAGUCGAGGUCGGGAACGGGAGAGCCGGGUAAACUAGGAGUGAAGAAGCAGCGGCCGAAGGCCUCCUCGCCGAACAGACAAGGACCCCAGCAGUGCCAGGUGUGCGGUAAGGUCUUCAACAACGCGUCUGCCUUGACGAAACACAAGCUGACCCACAGCGACGAGAGGAAGUACGUGUGCACGAUGUGCGGAAAGGCGUUCAAGCGGCAGGACCACUUGAACGGUCACAUGCUCACCCAUCGUAACAAAAAACCGUACGAGUGCAAGGCCGACGGAUGUGGAAAGUCUUACUGCGACGCGAGGAGCCUGAGAAGGCACACGGAGAACCAUCACGCCGGAAGUAAAGUGAACGAGAGCGUCAGCCCCAGCAGCCCGAUUACCGGCCCUCACACCCCCAACACGCCAAGCAGCAAUCCGAGCACACCGAGCACCCCAGGGGCCCCGGCGACCCAAAAUGGCCACAACAACACGGCCCUGAAGCAGCUUCUCUCGACCGAACCGGCGCCCUCGAACCAGCAGCACAAGUCGGCCACGUCUCCCGGGGGGAACAACGACGGCCUUACCAAGCAGCAGCUCGAACUUAUCCAGCAAAUAAUGCAGCAGACCCAGCAACAGGCGUCCCAGCAAUCCUCGCAGCAGUUGUCGCAGACGAGUUCGACGCCCCCGACGACCGCAACCAACGUCGCGGCUGCGGCUGCCGCUGCGGCCGUCGCGGCCGCGGCUGCGGGACAGACAAAGCCUGCGAAAUCCUCGAGCAAAGCUCCGACGGCGCCGAGCUCGAACGUCGCAAGCUCAGCGAGCAACGGAUCGUCAACGGCAAGGUCGAGCCCGAAACCGAGAACCUGGACCCACUCGCAGCAACAGCAACAGCAGGCUCAGCAGCAAGCAAAUUCACCGGGUACCGGAAACGCGGGUAAGAACAGCCCUUCGCCGGGCAACACGUCGUCGCCUGGUCAAAGUCCGACCGCAAAAAUUCAGGCGGAGCCGAAGCCAGUCGAGUGCAAUUUGUGUCAUCGGAAGUUCAAGAACAUCCCGGCCCUCAACGGGCACAUGAGACUCCACGGGGGUUACUUCAAAAAGGACGCAGAGAAUAAGAAGUGCGAAAAGAAAGAGGUCGUCGGUCCUCCUCUGCAGACUGCGUCGUCAAGUGUGAGAGCUUUGAUCGAGGAGAAGAUCAUCCAAAAGAGAACGACUGCUCUCGCUCUUUCAGCAAACGAUGGCAACAACCCUGCAGCUGUCCAGUCUCGAUCUACUCCCAACACCUUCACCACCCAGACUUCGGCCGAUCGGCCUAAUCAGACCUCGGGGAAGACGGGAUUCGCGAUACCCGCUCCUCCCCCAUUAACCAUCGGUGAGAAGGUGAGGAGGCAUUCGGACAGCGAACACUUCAGGCAGCCCAACGUCACCGUCGCCAACCAUGCCGCGGUGCAGAAGCAGCUCCAGGAGGCCCAGACCCAGGCUCAAGCCCAAGCCUUGGCAGACAUGAUACUGAAGGGAACCACGAAAAUGGCGGUGAAGAGGACGACCUCCGACCCCGGCCAGAGAGUUCAGCUAAACUAUCAGGCAACGACCGCCACGGCCCAGCCGAACGCCAACCAACAGCAGCAAUCGCAGACCCAGCUCCAGGCCACCGUAACCGAUAGCUUCCCGAUGACGGGAUACUCGGAAGACGGAGGAUACUUCAGUCCGAGUUUGCAGGACGAGGUGUUUCAGCAAGUAACAGCCGUGCCCGACAGCGUCCUGCUGCAUGCGACCCAGCUGGACUCGAUUCAGUUUCAGACGACGGGCCUACUGCACGAACAGUCUUCCGAACAAUUGCAGGAUAUAUCACUCGAGGAUCGUUUCUCGACGCAGCACACGGUCAACCCGGACCUUCAGGCUCUGGUGAAUUCACCCCUGCCCGACUCCCUGGCGGAAUUCAGCACCUACGGAGCCCAAUUUAGCACAGAGAGUCCGCACACUUUGCCAACCCAGUCGCCGCUUCCGUCGCCGCUUACCCGCCACGACAGUCCGAGCUUUACAUAUCCGACUCCGCCCGCCAGUCAAGAAGGUCUUUUGACCGGAAGUCUACCGCUCCUGAGCCCCCAGGAGGACCCGGACUCCGUCAGGCCCGUAUCGUCCCCUCUUUCCGCGGCCUUUUACACGACGACGAUGUCCUCAGCGGCCGCGGUCGAGGAAGCCUUGAGCGAGGUCCUUCCCGGGGAGACCGAGGCCGACACGGACUUGUACGGCGGGUCGCCAAAUCCUCAUUCGCCACUGCCAAGUCCCCUCUCGACGACCCCGGCACCCUCUCCUCUCUCCUCGCUUCCGCCUUCCUCGGUCUCUUCCCCCGGUCCAGCGGCCUUCUCCGGUUCGAGUUUCCCCGUAUCUCCCCAUCACGGGCUACAGAAUCAGAUGAUGCCGAACUCGGAAGAUCCGCUGCUCUCAUCGAGUCCGAAGGACUUCACCGCUGGUCGGAGGAAAUUCGAGUUCUCCGGCUUUCAAUCGUACAAAUUGAUAACCAGCCAGAAUCUGGUGGAUUUCGGACUCGGAAAUGGGAGUCUCGCUGGAAUUGUCGUCGACAACAACGGCGAGUUCAAACUCAUACAGACCGCCGGACUUCAGAAAGCCAAUGUUCUUGUCCAGGCUGGAUCACUGAGUCCGCUCACUUUCAGAAAAGAAAUAAGACUAGCUACUCCCAAGGUCGAACUUCCGGGCGCCAACAACGUUUUGUCGAGCGCGUUGAAUGCUCAGCCGCAGUUUCACCAGAAUCAGAUACAUCAGCCGGCCUUUAACCCAGCCAAGUUUCUCAUACAGACAAACAACCCGGCGAAAAAUACGACGGUAAAAUGUAAAACACCCAACAACCUGCCGGUUCCUAUCGAACAGAUCAAGGAAGAGCUUCUCGACGAGGACGUAUUUCUUAGUCCUACAAGUAUUCCGGCUAGCCCGAUCAGGCAGUCUAGAAAAAGGCCGAGGAUUGACGGCCACUACACAAACUCUAAUUCGUAUCCUUCAAGACUGAGAAGGGCCUGUGACAGACAUUGGGACAGUAGUUACACACCUCCGCCUAUAUUAGACCCGUCCAGAUCAGGCCCGGGAUUAUACGCAAGGCUACAUCAGCACGAAAGGGAUUCGGAAUUCAGUUCUGACGAUUCCCAAGGGAACGACGGACCUCCCCCUAGAAUAAACAUCGGCACCAGAUAUCAAGCGACGAUACCUCCGGUCAGGUGCGACGGCGAGAGAGGCAGAGGAGGACCCGAAGUUGACCAUCUGCUCUGGGAUCCUGGCAUAAACAACACCUUGACGGAUACGGAAAUUGAAAUGUACCUACAGUUUGCCUGUUGCGCAGCUGUGCCUGGCGGGGGAAGAAACAAGGAGUAUGCUCUUCACCUGCUGCAUAUGUGCAAAGGAAACAUUCACGAAGCAAUGUUGAAGCUGAUGAGACCGACUCCUUCUCUGCCAAUGGGACAUCCAUUGCUCAGCUACGAGUACCACGAGUCUGAUCGGUGGACAGCCCACGAAAUGGACUUAUUCUAUCAGAGUUUAUCGAAACGGAAUAAAGAUUUCAGGGGGAUAUCUCGUGACGUUGGAAGCAAGUCCGUUAAGCAAUGCGUGCAAUUUUACUACCUCUGGAAAAAACUUUGCCCUGAUGAGUACAAAAGAAUAAGAUCCCGACAUGGAAAACCAAAGAUCAAAAUUGAAAAUAAAGAUAUUAAAGAUUGUAAGGAUACCAAGGAACUCAGAGACGCAAUUGCGUCUGUAACGGAUCUCGACUUUAGCGAAGAAAAAUCAAUUCUCCAUCGCACCCUGUUGCAGACUAACGAAAGGGAAAGCUCGGCCACGCUGACAACCAGCGAAGGGGAACUGAGAUUGUUCGCCUAUGAAUGCCCUGAUAGCUUUAGCGGAAGUGUAACAGUAACGAUGGCUGGAAGCACCCAAACUGGCCAAACCGGUCACGUCACAGCCAACACCAACUCACAAACUCACACUAGUUCUGAGCAUCUACCACCCGUGCCCACCCUACUUCACUACCCCUGCAAGAUUUGCGGGAAAGUUUUCAACAAAGUGAAAAGCAGAAGUGCACAUAUGAAAUCUCAUCGUCCAAUACCCUCCCCAGAUUCAAUGGCUCAAGAAUCUAAGCGUAGUGCUGCAGCAGUUCAACAACAAAAUAAUCAGCAACAGCAACAAUCAAAGCAAUCGCAGGAUUAUCAGUACACGACGACGCUGACAGCGACAACAAAUAGUGACUCCAAUGCGCUGAAUUGUGCAAAUCAUUUAUGGCACAAUCCUGCGAGACUCAGGCCACCUUAAGAAUAAUGAAACGAAGAAAGAUGUGAACAAGAAAACGAACCAGUCGACAACGUAAAGUUUAGUUACCCAACGAAGGCUGUAAUGUUUGGAGAGACGAAUGUCACAACUUGUAUUAAGCAGAAAUCUAACGGUGCGAUUUCAAAACUGUAUUCCAAUAUAUUGGACCCAAAUUUGAUCUGUGCAGGGUGCGGUUCUUACUUUUUUUUAACUCUCUUUUCUUUCUUUCUUUAGUUAUUUAUUGAUUCAAAACUCCGACUCGAAUUAUUCAAACACGGUUUUUGUCAAAGGAUAGCAAUGAAAAGAAAAAUUUAAACUCGUGACAUAUACGAACACUCUAGGCCUAAAUAAUAGUUUAGUUCUCCUACUUCUCCGCCGUCCCCUCUUUCUACCAAAAAUUGAGAGUAUUUAUACUGCACCGAUACCGUUUAAAUGUACAUCUAUUAGCGAAACGAAAUGUUUGCAUAAAAAUGAUGAUUUUCGAUUAAUGAAUUGGACAAUUCACGAAAUUGUGGAGUGUAAUUGAAUAAUACCUGUACAUAAUAUUACUACACCACAAGACAAAAAUAUCGGGGCAUUUAAUGGAGAAACAACAUCCAGAAAAUGUAAACUUGCUUCGGGAAUGAAUUCGGCGGUAGAGAAAUGGAGAUGAAUGGAUAAACGUUGUUAUUGAAAGGAAAUGAUGAUAAAUUUUUAAACGAAGGAUGUGAAAAUGUGACAAACCUCUAUUGAUGAUUUAGAUAAGCGUGUUAUACGCGGUAAGCAAAACUCAACGGUCAUGAAAUACUACCGAGUGAACGUGCACACUGUACGUAUACUACGAAAGCUGUGCCACAAAUAGAGACACUGUACGGUUACCUGUUUAGUAUUUUUUAUUCUAAAGAACUUUUACGUUGUUUUUCCUUGUGAGAUAACUGACUCGUGUGCUCAAUCGUCUUCUACGUAAUGUAAUGUAAAAUCGACCCUGUUAAUUGUUGUAAACUAUCAAUCGCCUAAGCAGCCGUACUUAGUUGUUGUGGAAUUAGAAACCAAAAAAAAAAAAAAAAAAAUUCUACAGAAUUCAAUAACGUUUAUGGUAUCCGUGAUCAAGUUAUGGUUUAUAAUAUUUUACUUCUCCUCUCAUGCUUAUCGGAUUCAACGUCUGCAGUUACAUGUUAGACAUUAAUUUGCAUAGGUUGCCGUAUGACGCGAUCGUUCAAGCAAUACGGCAAGCAUAUCACAAUCAUUUUCGUAUUACGUAAAUAAGGGAGCCACCAUUCGGUUGGGAAAAUUUGUUAUACAUGCGUCGUAGUAAUACCAUUAGUUGGAACUCUUCAUACUUUAUUCGCAGUCAAGGCGAACUGCAUAAUAAUAUUAAUCCGGUAAUUUACCAAGUAUCGAUUUGUUAAAACGCCCGAUUCUGUUACCUUUAUCUCUUAUUAUAACACACUAAAAUUAUGAUUAAAUAGAUUAUAAUAUAAAAGAAAAAG
Molecule: messenger RNA, 6669 nt
Organism: Diprion similis
Lineage: Eukaryota; Metazoa; Arthropoda; Insecta; Hymenoptera; Diprionidae
Exons: 20
Coding region: 422-5203 (1593 amino acids)
Biological process (GO): regulation of transcription by RNA polymerase II; negative regulation of DNA-templated transcription
Cellular component (GO): transcription regulator complex; histone deacetylase complex
Molecular function (GO): transcription corepressor activity
Source: RefSeq, a predicted model, not a curated record